AUGAAUAAAACUAUUAAUCAGCCAAGUAGAAACUACCGCAAAAAGUGUUUAAAAAAUUUUAAAUCUCCAAUAAAGGAAUUUUUCACAAAAAAGAAAUAUUAUCCACUGUGGACUAAGCACCGCCGAUUUAUCUACAAUGACCACACUGUUCGCAAUCCAUGAGAGAUUAAUCAAUCAAACUAUAAAUUUGAUGAGCGCUCAAUAUUGCUAUUACACAUUAACUAUAUUGACAGAAAUAUCAAACCCAUUGAUAAUAACUUGAUAAUGUUUUAUUCCAGAUGCAGUAGAUUUAUUGGAAUUAAUAAAAAAUUCGCAAAAAUAAUUUUUGAUUAUAAAUUUGAUCCACCUUUUCAGUCAUAUCAUCGAGAAGUAAAGAGAUGAAAUAAGGGAAAAGAGGAAAGAAUUGAGAAAAAAUUUAAAAGAGAAAAUAGGCAAUUUCGAAAUAUGAAAUUUUUAGAUUUGCUUGAAGGAGUUUGUAAGAGUUUAAGUAAUGAAUUCCUUUAG
This is a messenger RNA of Blepharisma stoltei, 504 nucleotides long. Lineage: Eukaryota; Ciliophora; Heterotrichea; Heterotrichida; Blepharismidae. The record is from the annotation of a GenBank genome assembly.